Patella vulgata (common limpet) is the source of this 6418-nucleotide messenger RNA. Its product is annotated as zinc finger protein 239-like. Gene Ontology annotation, molecular function: RNA polymerase II cis-regulatory region sequence-specific DNA binding; DNA-binding transcription activator activity, RNA polymerase II-specific. NCBI's taxonomy places the organism in Eukaryota, Metazoa, Mollusca, Gastropoda, Patellidae. The transcript is spliced from 2 exons. Bases 2031 to 3005 code for a protein of 324 amino acids. Gene Ontology annotation, biological process: regulation of transcription by RNA polymerase II. The record is from RefSeq and is a predicted model, not a curated record. Gene Ontology annotation, cellular component: nucleus.
CCAGUAGAUAAAGAUAUAUUAUUUAAAGUUUGUGAACGUGGUACAUUAGACGAAUUAAAAUCUAUUUUAUCAGAUAAAACAAUUGAUAUAAAUAGUACAGCCAUGUUUGAUUGUAUUAGAUCGGGUAUUCAAACUGUGGAGAAAUUAGAAUUAUUGAUAUCAUAUGGUGCUAAACUUGAUGUUCAAAAUAUGUUUGGUUAUAGUUUAUUACAUGAGGCGUGUGGGUAUGGAUGUGUAGAAACUGUUAAAUUGUUGUUAAAUACAGGUAGGAUAGAUAUAGAGAGUAAGGGUUGGUGUGAUAAUACUCCAAUACUUGUUCACGUAGACAACCUGUAGAAAAACUAGAAUUAUUGAUAUCAUAUGGUGCUAAACUUGAUGUUAAAGAUGGGGAUAGUAAUAGUUUAUUACAUGCAGCGUGUGAGUAUGGAUGUGUAGAAACUGUUGAAUGGUUGUUAAAUACAGGUAGGGUAGUUAUAGAGAGUAAGAACAAUGAUGUUAGUACCCCAAUACUUGGAGCUAUACAUUCACGUCAACAACCUGUAGAAAAACUAGAAUUAUUGAUAUCAUAUGGUGCUAAACUUGAUGUUAAAGAUGGGGAUAGUAAUAGUUUAUUACAUGUAGCGUGUGAGUAUGGAUGUGUAGAAACUGUUAAAUGGUUGUUAAAUACAGGUAGGGUAGUAGAUAUAGAGUGUAGGGAUGUUUAUGGUGAAACCCCAAUACUUGUAGCUAUAGGUUCCAAUAAACAACCUGUUGAGAAACUAGAAUUAUUGAUAUCAUAUGGUGCUAAACUUGAUGUUAAAGAUAGGUAUGGUGAAUCUGAUAGUUUAUUACAUAUAGCGUGUUGGUAUGGAUGUGUAGAAACUGUUGAAUUGUUGUUAAAUACAGGUAGGGUAGAUAUAGAGAGUAUGAACAUUUUAAAUGAAACCCCAAUAUUUGUAGCUAUACGUUCAUAUGAACAACCUAUAAAGAAACUAGAAUUAUUGAUAUCAUAUGGUGCUAAACUUGAUGUUAAAGAUGGGGAUAGUAAUAGUUUAUUACAUGUAGCGUGUGACUGUGUAUGUGUAGAAACUGUUAAAUUGUUGUUAAAUACAGGUAGGGUAGAUAUAGAGAGUAUGAAUAAUUAUGGUAAAACCCCAAUAUUUACAGCUUUACUUUCAGAUAAACAAUCUGUAGAGAAACUACAGUUGUUGAUAUCAUAUGGUGCUAAACUUGAUGUUAAAGAUAAGUAUGGUAAUAGUUUAUUACAUAAAGCGUGUGAGUAUGUAUGUAUAGAAACUGUUGAAUUGUUGUUAAAUACAGGUAGGGUAGAUAUAGAGAGAAAGGAUGAUGAUGGUCUUACCCCAAUACUUGUAGCUAUACGUUCAGAUAAACAACCUAUAAAGAAACUAGAAUUAUUGAUAUCAUAUGGUGCUAAACUUGUUGUUAAAAAUAGGUAUGGUGAUAGUUUAUUACAUGUAGCGUGUAAGUAUGGAUGUGUAGAAACUGUUAAAUUGUUGUUAAAUACAGGUAGGGUAGAUAUAGAGAGUAAGGAUAAUGAUGAUAAAACCCCAAUACUUGUAGCUAUGCGUUCACGUCAACAACCUGUAGAAAAACUAGAAUUAUUGAUAUCAUAUGGUGCUAAACUUGAUGUUAAAGAUAGGUAUGGUGAUAGUUUAUUAAUGUACAUGUAGCGUGUUGGUAUGGAUGUGUAGAAACUGUUGAAUUGUUGUUAAAUACAGGUAGGGUAGAUAUAGAGAGUAUGAACAUUUUAAAUGAAACCCCAAUAUUUAAAGCUAUUAUUUCCGAUAAACAGCCUGUAGAAAAACUAGAAUUAUUGAUAUCAUAUGGUGCUAAACUUGAUGUUAAAGAUUGGUAUGAUAAUAGUUUAUGUCAUGUAGCGUGUGAGUAUGGAUGUGUAGAAACUGUUAAAUUGUUGUUAAAUACAGGUAGGGUAGAUAUAGAGAGUAUGAAUAAUUAUGGUAAAACCCCAAUAUUUACAGCUUUACUUUCAGAUAAACAAUCUGUAGAGAAACUACAGUUGUUGAUAUCAUAUGGUGCUAAACUUGAUGUUAAAGAUAAGUAUGGCAACUAAUGAUGUACUUGUAGGAGAACUCAAAGAAGAUAAGUCUGUUUCAGAAUAUAGUGAAAAAGGGGGGACAAAUUUGAUCCAGAACAGUGGAGGAAACCUGUAUAGAUGUGAUAUUUGUAGUAAAUCAUUCACCACCAGUAGUAGUCUACAGAAACAUAUCAGAAUUCACACUAGUGAGAAACCUUAUAGAUGUGGUGUUUGUAGUAAAUCAUUCACCACCAGUGGUAGUCUACAGAAACAUAUCAGAAUUCACACUAGUGAGAAACGUUAUAAAUGUAAUGUUUGUAGUAAAUCAUUCACCACCAUUAGUAGUCUACAGAAACAUAUCAGAAUUCACACUAGUGAGAAACCUUAUAAAUGUAAUGUUUGUUGGAAAUCAUUUUCUACGAGUAGUACUCUACAGACACACAUUAGAAUUCAUACUGGUGAAAAACCCUAUAGAUGUGAUGUUUGUAGUAAGUCAUUCACCACCAUUAGUAGUCUACAGAGACACAAGAGAAUUCGUACAAGAGAUAAACCAUAUAAAUGUGAUGUUUGUUGUAAAUUAGUUAGAUUGAAAAGUUAUCUAAAAGUGCACAUGCGAACUCAUACUAAAGAAAAACACUACAACUGUAGUGUUUGUAGUAAAUCAUUCACCACCAUUAGUAGUCUACAGAAACAUAGCAGAAUUCACACUAGUGACAAACCUUAUAAAUGUGAUGUUUGUAGUAAAUCAUUUUCUACGAGUAGUAGUCUACAGACACACAUAAGAAUUCAUACUGGUGAAAAACCCUAUAAAUGUAAUGUUUGUAGUAAGUCAUUCACCACCAUUAGUAGUCUACAGAGACACAAGAGAAUUCGUACAAGAGAUAAACCAUAUAAAUGUGAUGUUUGUUGUAAAUUAUUUAGAUUGAAACGUUAUCUAAAAGUGCACAUGCGAACUCAUACUAAACUGUAGUGUUUGUAGUAAAUCGUUCAGUAAAAACAGUGCCCUAUUAAAACAUAUUAAGAGUCAUACAGUAGAAAAACUAGUGUGAUGUUUGUGGUAAGUCAUUUACACGGCAUGGAACCCCAACAGACAUCUAGUGUGAUGUUUGUAGUAAGUCAUUCACCCAGUCUGGAACCCAAGUGUGAUGUUUGUAGUAAGCCAUUCACCCAGUUUAGAACCCUAGUGUGAUGUUUGUAGUAAGUCAUUCACCCAGUCUGGAACCCAAGUGUGAUGUUUGUAGUAAGCCAUUCACCCAGUUUAGAACCCUAGUGUGAUGUUUGUAGUAAGUCAUUCACCCAGUUUAGAACCCAAGUAUGAUGUUUGCAGUAAGUCAUUCACUCAGUUUAGAACCCAAGUGUGAUGUUUGUAGUAAGCCAUUCACCCAGUUUAGAACCCUAGUGUGAUGUUUGUAGUAAGUCAUUCACUCAGUUUAAAACCCUAGUGUGAUGUUUGUAGUAAGUCAUUCACCCAGUUUAGAACCCUAUUGUGAUGUUUGUAGUAAGUCAUUCACCCAGUUUAGAACUCAAGUGUGAUGUUUGUAGUAAGCCAUUCACCCAGUUUAGAACCCUAGUGUGAUGUUUGUAGUAAGUCAUUCACCCAGUUUAGAACCCUAGUGUGAUGUUUGUAGUAAGUCAUUCACCCAGUUUAGAACCCUAGUGUGAUGUUUGUAGUAAGUCAUUCACCCAGUUUAGAACCCUAGUGUGAUGUUUGUAGUAAGUCAUUCACCCAGUUUAGAACCCUAGUGUGAUGUUUGUAGUAAGUCAUUCACCCAGUUUAGAACCCUAGUGUGAUGUUUGUAGUAAGUCAUUCACUCAGUUUAAAACCCUAGUGUGAUGUUUGUAGUAAGUCAUUCACCCAGUUUAGAACCCUAGUGUGAUGUUUAAGUGAUAGUCUACACACAUAAGAAUUAAAAUUUGAGAGAAACCUUAUAAAUGUGAUGUUUGUGGUAAAUCAGUCAGUCACAGCUGUUUGCUACAGCAACACCAGAUAUUAUAGCAGGGAUUGGAUGGCUGAAUAGUUAGCACGAGCGCGUUGUAUCAUAAGGUCUUUAUUGAGUCAACUGGCGUGGUUUCGAUUCCCAGUUGGUCACUGGUACAUGACAAGGGGUAGUAUAGCUUGUCCAACCUCGUGGGUUUUCUCCAGGUCCUCCGGUUUCCUCCCACUGCUAAAGACCCUACUUUCUGAUAUAACAACUCUUACUCUCACAACUCUUUGUAUCAUCCUUAUUGUGGGGGCUGUGGAGGGCGUCUCAUAAUUGUAAUAUGUAUGUAAUAAUAGUUGUACAGUUAUGUAUCCACCUGUAUUUUGAUAUAUAUAUACUAUUCAAAAAAAGUAGGGGAUAUUUGAUUUUUAAGUGUUAUUAAAGUCACCUAAUGAAACUGACGAAGAAACAAAUGACAAAAUGAAAUGAAGUUCACAUUCAUCGAUUUAUUCCAAAUGAUCAUUAGACUAAGUAAGGCACAGACUGACCAUUAUAAGGGUAAAAUGAUACCCGGGGUCAAACAGCAAAGUUACCACAGCAUCACAACCAAGUCAGUAACGGGUAAAUCCUUCUCUGUUUGCCAAACAAGCAUUGAUCCGACGUGGCAUACUCCUAAUGAGACGUCUAAGGUCAUUUUGGUCCAGAUUGUCCCAUUCCUGUUGCAACGCAGCAGCAAGUUCUUGGACAUUGGCAGGACGUUGUUGACGUUGACGUAACCUCUGUCCAAGCAUGUCCCAGACAUGCUCGAUGGGGGAGAGGUCGGGACUCAGUGCUGGCCAAGGUAAUGUGGUGAUGUUCUGUUGUUGGAGGUAACCUGUAACGAUCCUGGCCCUGUGACAUCUUGCGUUGUCAUCCUGGAAGAUGAAACGGCGGCCAUGACGUCGUGCGAACGGCACAACAUGGACUGCCAAGAUGUUGUCCCGGUAGUACUGGCCUGUAACACGCCCUGCAACAACAUGUAAAGCCGUUCUUCCAGCAACAGUGAUGCCUCCCCACACCAUAACAGAACCACCCCCAAAUCGAUCAUGUCUGAUGACGUUAACGUCUUGGAAGCGCUCGUUUCGACGACGCCACACCCUCCUACGUCUGUCCAAAAAAUCAACAGUGAACCUUGACUCAUCUGAAAACAUCACAUUGCUCCAGCGUCGAUUAUCCCAGUGUUGACGAUCCCUACACCAACGACGUCUUGCCUGAAUGUGAUGAUCUCUCAAACAAGGGAUCACGCGAGGACGUCGGGCGCGAAGGUGACCCCUAUGCAGUCGAUUCCAAAUCGUCUGGCCACUCACUCUCACACCAGUGUCUGUUUGAAGACGAGCGAUGAUCUGAUUUGCUGUGAUGACACGAUUUCUCAAGGCCAAGGUACGGAUAAAUCGAUCCUGGGCUUGAGUUGUCGCCCUUGGUCGACCUGAGCGUGGUCUGUCCUGUACAGAUUGUGUAUCACGGUAUCUGGACCAUAGCCUGCUUAUGACAGACUGAGAAACAUUCAUCGUCCGCGCCACAACCGCCUGUGUUGUGCCGAUCUGUAGCAUGCCAAGGGCACGUUACCUUUCAUUUUGGGUAAGCCGACGCAUAUCAAAAUUUGUUUUCUGGUCUCUAAAACAAUUAAACUGAUGUUUCCACCCUGGAAUUCAAUGCCACAAUGACUGUAACAUUCAAAGUCAGAGUCGUGCAAAUCUUGGGUUGGACCCCCAUGAUGAUCCCAAGCAUCACCUGCAUUCCAUGCGGUAGCUAUUGGUGCGUUUGGGCGUCACAUGUAACUGGAAAUGUUUCUUCUGUUAGGUUCUAUAGUGACUUUUUUCGUAGUCAUUUGCAUAUUUUAGUAUUAUGCCCCCAAAAUCAAAUAUCCCCUACUUUUUUUGAAUAGUAUAUAUGUUUAUAGUUAUGUAUGUAUGUACUGUACCUUUGUUUUAUGGUCGCCUGUCCAACCUUGUGAUUUUUCUCCGGGUCCUCUGGUUUCCUUCUACUACUAAAGACCCCUACGUUCAAGCGAAUUAUGGAAAUAAAAUUGAACCAUAUGUUAGUCCCAAAAUGACCUAGUUUGUGUCAAGUGGACGUUAAACCCCAUUUCUCUGUCUACUCAGUUUUUAGUAUAUCUAUAUUGUAAAUGAUCCAAUUACUUACAAAACAAUAAAUAUGUGACAGCCUCUGUGGAGUUUCUGUUUGGAUGACUUUGCAGCUGUGGCCUUAUGUUUUGUUUCCUGGCAACCUAUCUUUGUAAUAAAUGUUAAUUACUGCACCAUGUAUAAACCAAAAUGCACCAUUAAAUUUCUUGUAAAAAACCCAGUUAUUAUCAAGAUAUUUGUAUAUGCAUGUUUACAGUUGUACAUGUAUGAAUUUUAAUUAUUGUUUAAAUAAAUGUUCUGUCACAGUUAAUAUGUUAUUAAAAUUUUAGAUUUUCCUG